This is a messenger RNA of Daucus carota subsp. sativus, 3076 nucleotides long. RefSeq names its product cell division control protein 48 homolog C. Gene Ontology annotation, cellular component: nucleus. NCBI's taxonomy places the organism in Eukaryota, Viridiplantae, Streptophyta, Magnoliopsida, Apiales, Apiaceae. The record is from RefSeq and is a predicted model, not a curated record. The transcript has 10 exons. Gene Ontology annotation, biological process: ribosome biogenesis. Bases 189 to 2663 code for a protein of 824 amino acids. Gene Ontology annotation, molecular function: preribosome binding; ATP binding; ATP hydrolysis activity.
AGCGGAACUCUAUACGCGCACACAACAUAUAGAUACAAUUAUACAAACACCGCCUACGGCUACCCUAAAUCCCUAAUUCCUCCUGCUCACUGUAUCCCUAAUUCCUCCUGCUCACUGUGAGUCUCCGACGAAUUUAAAACCCUAGUUUUCAAUCUAAAACCCUAGUUUUCCAGAACGCCGGCGACACAAUGAAAAGCUUCUCAAAACGGCGUUCCGGAGGCGGCGGAAGCAACGGUGGCUUCGAGCGAAUCCUACGCGGCCACGUGGAAAAUUCGUACAACAACAACAUCACCACCGUCCACGAGAUCGUCGAUCAUCUCCGCGCCUCUUUUCCUCAGUACAGUCGCCAAAAGCUCCAGCCUUUUACUCGCAACGUCGAUCGCUCUCUCUCGAACAUUCUCGCCGAGAGGAGAAACUCGAUUUUUGAUGAGGAAGACGCGCUGGAGGGGUCUCCGGCGAAGAAGAGGCUGAGGAGUGUUGAUAAGAGGGAGGAGAGAUUGAGAGAGAUUGAAAAGAAUCAUGUGAUUAGGCAGAGGGCGAGAAAUUCGGUUUCGGAUGUGACGGAGGAUGAGGAGGAGAGUGAGUCGACGUCGACGAGUUCGGAUAAUAUUUAUAGUGAGAAGUUUGAGCCAGAGAUUGAUUUGAUGAAAUCGAUGCUUCGGAAUAGUUAUAGCGGGAGUAAAAAAGGCGAGAAUUCGGUGAAAUUGAAGCAGGCGAAUCCGGUUAGGUUAGAGGAUAAGAAUGUGGAAUUGGACAUUAUGAAUGAGAAAAUUAGUAAGAAGCUCGAUUUUGGGGGAGGAGAGGGAAGUGUUAGAGGUGUGAAGUUACAGAAGAAGAAAUGUGGAGGGAGUGGUGAGGAUGAGGUGAAGAGGAAAGACGGACCGAUGUUUAAGGAUUUAGGAGGGAUGGAUAAAGUGGUGGAGGAAUUGAAGAUGGAGGUGAUUGUUCCGUUGUAUCAUCCGCAAGUGGCUCAUUGUUUAGGAGUGACACCGGUGAGGGGGAUUUUAUUACACGGCCCACCUGGGUGCGGGAAGACUAAGCUUGCGCAUGCUAUUGCUAAUGAGAUGAGGUUUCCUUUUUAUAAGAUUUCCUCGACGGAGUUGGUGUCUGGUGUGUCAGGUGCAUCAGAAGAGAACAUCCGGGAGCUGUUCUCAAAAGCUUACAGGACUGCACCAUCCAUUGUUUUUAUUGAUGAGAUUGAUGCGAUUGCUUCUAAGAGGGAAAGUCUACAGAGGGAAAUGGAACGCCGUAUUGUGACACAACUGAUGGCAUGCAUGGAUGAACCACCUAGAAUUGCAUCACAAAACGAGAAAGAUGGCAGUUCAGAAAAUUCUGAUUCCAGACCUGGUCAAGUUUUGGUAAUCGGCGCGACCAAUAGGCCUGAUGCUGUAGAUGCUGCAUUAAGGAGGCCAGGGCGAUUUGAUCGUGAGAUUCUGUUAGGUGUUCCAGAUGAAAGUGCGAGGGUUGAGAUCCUUUCAGUGCUUACAAGUAAACUAAAAGUCGAAGGUGAUUUUGAUCUCUUGAAAUUAGCUAGGUGCACUCCAGGGUUUGUCGGAGCUGAUCUGGCUGCAUUAGCUAAUAAAGCUGGAAAUCUUGCCAUGAAGAGAAUCAUAGACCAAAGGAAGUCUGAGUUGUCUAUAGAACCUUUAAAUAAAGAAAAUGCUGAAGAGUGGUGGAGGCGUCCAUGGUCCCCUGAAGAGAUGGAGCAGCUUUGCAUUACUAUGGAUGAUUUUGAGGAAGCAGCUAAGAUGGUUCAACCCUCUUCAAGACGUGAAGGUUUUAACAGUAUUCCGAAUGUAAAAUGGGAAGAUGUUGGAGGGCUUGAUUCACUGAGGAAGGAGUUUGAAAAAUAUAUAGUUAAUCGAAUAAAAUAUCCAGAAGAUUAUGAGGAAAUGGGGUUGCAGCAGGAGAUGGGAUUUUUAUUAUAUGGGCCUCCAGGUUGUGGUAAGACUUUAAUAGCGAAGGCUGUUGCUAAUGAAGCAGGAGCGAAUUUCAUACACAUAAAGGGCCCUGAACUGUUGAAUAAGUAUGUUGGUGAAAGUGAGUUGGCUGUCCGAACAAUAUUUAGUCGUGCAAGGACCUGUUCUCCAUGCAUACUCUUCUUUGACGAGGUGGAUGCUUUGACAACGAUGCGAGGAAAAGAAGGCGGAUGGGUUGUAGAGCGUCUUGUGAACCAGUUAUUGUUAGAACUAGAUGGUGCAGAGCAGCGACGUGGUGUUUAUGUAAUUGGUGCCACAAAUAGGCCAGAGGUAAUGGAUCGUGCUAUCUUGCGACCUGGAAGAUUGGGAAAACUUCUGUAUGUUCCUCUGCCAAGUCCAGAUGAGAGAGGAUUAAUAUUAAAAGCACUUGCUAAGAAGAAACCCAUUGAUGCCACAGUUGACUUGGUUGCCUUCGGGAAGAAUGAUUCUUGCAGUUACUUAAGUGGAGCUGACCUUGCUGCAUUAAUGGAUGAAGCUGCAAUGGCUGCAAUUGAAGACAAACGGCAGGAGCAAAAAAGUUCAAAUGGCACUCGAUGUACCAUAAAAACAGAGCAUUUUGACCGAGCACUGAAAAAAGUUCCGCCAUCUGUCUCAGUCAAGCAAAACGAUUAUUAUGAGCGUUUAAAACAAAGCUUUAGUCCAGCAUGUCAGCCUGAAGCUUCUGGGACUACAAGUUUUGUAUAAUGAGGUGGUUCUAGCUUUACAAACAAGGUGCAAGGCAGCUAAACCAGCUCCAUACAGAGUUUUUAUAUAUAGAUUAUUGUAUUCUUAUGUUUAGUUAUGAUCGGCUCUAUAUUUUCUUAUUGUGACAAUGUUGCCAACAUAUUUAUGUACAAUUUUGGAAGGGACACCAAAUUUUGUGUGUUUGGAAGGGACCGUAAACUUACUUUUCUGGACAUUUUAGUGCACAGUGCUUAAACUGCAGUAAAGCUCAGUGAAUACGUUGCAGUAACAGUGAUAGAGGUGAUAUUUGAUGUGAUAGUUGUAUUAUAGUUUGUAUGAAAUUAUGAUCAGACCGAACUACGGGGAAAUAAUUGAAGUGAUAGCAAUUGUGUAAUUCUAUAGUAAUGAAUCCGCCGAGAGGUGUGGUCACUGCA